AUGGCUGCAGUCGUCUCACAAAGGAUCCAAAUCCCAGAUUCAGAAUUAGAUAUGGUACCAGCAGACUAUUGCACGAUAGACCACAGCAAGUAGCAAUUUCUAGCUAUAAAGGCAGAAUAUCCCAGGAGCUGUAAUGUGACCAUUCAGCAUAGCCGUCAGGCCUUGUCCCCCUUAACCUGAUAUUUUGAUGCACAUGUACCUAUAUUGUUUUUCCAUACAUGUCAAUGUUGAAUAUUGCCUUUUGUCAUUGCUAAUGAUUACUGCACCCUUUGUUUAAUUUAGCUUCUUUUUUUGCCAAUUUUUUAGUGUCUAUGGAUGUGCAUACCUGCUAUAUUUGAUAUACAUGGAUAUUGCUUCAAGGUAUACAUAAACUUUGGAAUUGGACAUUGCAACGGAGUAUAGUGACAGUUGUAUAUUACACAGCAGUGAGGAGUUGUCAUUUCUAAUUAUGUAUUUCCUGGGAUAGGGGGCAGUGUUUUUAUUUUGUGUUAUUGAUGACUGUAUUUGUUUAACACUUCAGGGACCUCACUAUCGAGGAUAAGGCAGCUCAGUGUUACCCCUGGGAGUAGGUACAUUUCUUUGAGGUAUUUUUUUCUUAGCAUUUUUUUCAAACAAUAAAUAAACCACAUAACUCUCCACUAUUAGCUCUACAGGUAUCUUCAGUACAAAUACCAUUGGCCUUAACCUCCAAAUAUUUUUUACCUAGAUUUAUCAAAAAUACAAAAUGUUAACCCAUCAAAACGGAGUAUAGAAAAUUGCAUCUAGAUGGAAUGAGUAACAAAUGCAUUGGAACUCAUAAUAAGACUUAAGUAAUGUGUUUUACACUGUACAAGAGCUCUGUUACAGGACCUUCCCGUACGUUAUAUUUUCCAUAAAAACAAAGCCAACAGGGUGUGGCAUAGAAAAGAACUUCUGGAUCUCAAGUGAAACAUCUGGUGGCAUCAUAAUUAGACCCUGUAAUUAAUGCAGCUCGUAGGAACAAUAAUUAAAGGCCUUGUUUUUCUGAGGUUCUUAAAAUGCAGUUUGUUUAGAUGUGUGUUUUUAUUCCAAUGCUCUUGGAAUUUAUGAGGCUUAACGAAAAAGAUGAAACAGGAUGGUGUGACAGAAUGUGCUGGCAUGGAGCAUCUGGAGAUUAAUAAAGAAGCAGACAAAGGGUUAUCUUUUUUACCGAAGUGUGAAUCGUUAGUAACUCAAUGUGAAUUCAAAGCAAAAUUUUUAAUAUUGGGCCAAAAUAUCCAAACUAAAAACACUGACUUCUCCCCCCCUCCUUUCCCCCCAAUUUGCCCAUUUUGUGAGUUUUUGAAAUUUCAUGACAAUUCACACUUUAGUUAAUACCCAUGCCAGAUAUGUUUUUGCAAGGAGUGGGAAAUAUUAACUUUUCUAAAUGACUCCUUGAGGUUAUAUUUUAAAAGCAUGUUUUGCAAAUCUGCAAAUAAUCUCUUGAUCUGGUGCUAGCUUUCUUCAAAUGCCCUUAAUACCUGUAUGGCAUGCCAUUAUUUACUUGACCAAUAGUUAAAUACACACAGCAUGCCUGUGAAGCAGACUUUCCCAACUCUUUGUCCACAGCUUUUUUUUCACAAGGUCAUAGAACCUCUCCAACUCCACAUAUACAAAAUGUAGGUUAAGUUGAGAGCACGGGUAAGGUCUGUUUUUUAUUUUGCGUGUUUCCACCAGCUUAAUAAUUUUAAAUAUGUUUACAUUCUGUACUGACUGGAUAUAAAACUGCUUUCUAUUCAAUAAGUCUGUUUAAUUACCUCCUUAAAUACAAGUGAAAAGGUCACAAUCUGUUAAGUGUUACUCUGCAAAUAAAAAACUUUUUUAUGGUAUAGAUGUAUCAGACAAACUCUCAAUACACCAAUCCCAAACGAAGCAUAAUCACCCUCUAGAAAAUGAGGAAAUUGGAACAUUAAUCUUCUUGACUUCUGGAAUACCUAGAUUUAAUGUCACAAAAAGGUGCCAAAGGUGCCAUUUUGUUCAGGCGUUGCACAAGACAAAAUUAUUUGACGAAAUGUUAACUCCUUCUGGAAAUGUAUGUGCCCUUCUUUUUCUCACCUAUGAACCACUCAUGAAGUGCUUAAUAUCUGAAAUUUAGUUUUUAGGUAAUUUAAGAGCUGCUGUUGACAUUAUGACUGUCUACGUUUAAUAGCGAAUGCAUACAAUAAUGCAAGGAGUAGCCACUUUAGUUUCCUAAAACAGUAGCAUUUGUCAGUCUUAACUGGAAAUACAAAAUGGCCUCUCCUGGUAACUUUGCCAAUUUUAUUCAUUUCAGAAUAUUCAAAAAUGGCUCUAAGCAUAAAGCAUGGGAUAUAAAAUUUUGUAAAUUUCAUCAAAAUAAUGAUGCAAAAACGAAACAAAAAAACGCAUAUUUGUCCCCAAGAUUACAUUUAUGAUUUACUAGCUUUUAAAUAUCACUUAAAGGAACACUCCAAGCACCAUAACAACUAUAGUAUGCUGUAGUGGUCAUGUGCCAGUCAUUUGUCAAACCGUUUUAGGGCACUUUAACAACUUACCUAAGUCCAACAGAGAGCACUCAUUGUCUAUGAGCUCCAGCUGAAUUCUUUCAAGCAAUGAGCACAAUCCUGUAUCAGACCUUCUUAGUUCAGUGAAGACAUUCACAUCUCCUGCAGGAGAAAACCGGAUGCGGUGCGGUCAUCCAGGAGACCUAUGUAAAUUGUCAAACUGUUCUAAAUUAGUUUUACAGGUUACCCUAGGAAGGUACUACUCGCACCAUAAACCACUAGAGGGAUUACGGUGCUUGGAAUGCUCCUUUAACUGUUAGUUAUUUUAUGAAGUAAAACAAAAGAUAUACAGGUUGUGCCAAUAAAUAUAACAGAAUAAGAAAGAGAGCAACUAAUAAAAAAAAAACAAUAAGAAAGCACUAAAAUAGAAAAAGCCCACAAUAUGGUCCAGAAAAAAUGAAAUAAAAAUACCAGAUAAGACAAGACACAGUCCUAAAAAUGCCAAUCCAUCUUCAUACUGUCAAUAAGCUGCUUUAAUGGACAACUUAUCUCAAUAGCAGCAUAUGAAAGAGAGAAGAAGAAAGAAAGGAACAAUAGUGCAAUAUGGUAGUAAACUGUCUAGCAUACAACAUGUAAGUCUAAAAAUGCCAACUCACAUUGUACAGAGCUAUAACCAGCUCUGGAUAAAACAGCAUGCAGUGAUAUUGUAUCCACACUUGCAGAAUAUCCCUCUGGCGGUAAAUCACAGCAGUAAUUAAAAGCUAAAAGGUAUAUGGCUUACAACAAAUAAGGAGGUAGCUAAAAAUAUUUUAUUAACCAAGAAAAAGAUAAAACCGCUACAUGGCAUCAGUAUUUAUUUCCUGAGUUUCCCGAAAACUGCCGUCCAAAGAAUCCUAAGUGGGGGUUACACCACCCACACUUGAUACAUAGAGAAAUUAGUCUGCUCCAUCUACUGUAAGUAUAUUUCUACUUUAUUUGUUUAUGCUUACAUAUAUAGUGAGCACUAUUGGCUGCCUUUUGUCAUUUCACAUCAUCCACCUCAUUACAAUCCUGCUGUGAUCUACUGCCUGAGGGAUAUCCUGCAAAUGGGGUACAAUACCUCUGUAUGCUAUUUUAUCCAGAGCUGGUUAUAGCUCUGUACAAUGUGAGUUGGCAUUUUUAGACUUAUAUAUUGUAUGUUAGACAGUCUACUACCCUAUUGCACUAUUGGUCCUUUCUUGUUUCUGCUCUCUCAUAUGCUGCUAUUGAGCGAAGUUGUCCAUUAAAACACCUCACUAUGAAGAUAGAUUGCUAAUUUUAGGACUGUGUUUUAUCAUCUGGUACUUUUGUUUUUAUUACAUUUUUGUCUGAACUAUAUUGUGAACAUUUCUAUUUUAGUGCUUUUUAUGGUUUGUUCUUACUAUUACUUGCUCUCUUUCUUAUUGUGUUAUAUUUUUUGUCGCAUCCUGUAUAUCUUUUGUUUUACUUUUGAAGUCACUUUAGGGGUCCCUGGGAAUCCCCUUCUAUCAGGCGAGCUGCUUUCCGCACUUUUGUGCUUAGUUGUUCAGCACUGCUCCACCUUUCUUGUUGUUUUGUAUCCUUGGCUAUUUUAUAAAUCCACAGUAAAAACAAGUAAAUAGUUCACUCCUAGCAACCCCACAAGCCCAUGUGCUAAACACACGCAAUGGAAACAGUAACCACUGCUAAACUGAAACUGCUUCUUAGUACAUAUUCUGUAGAUAAAAAUUAGGUCUCAUGUCUUAGAUUAUUACACUAGUGCUCCUAUUAUCUCACUGCAUUUAAAUCUAUAAAGAAGCCUUGGUUUAUUACAAACUAUGGAAAAAUGUGCAUCAAGCAAUACAUUUAAUCCAAGCAUGUAACAAAACCAUUUGCUACAUGAAGCUUGUUACAGGAUAACUCUUGGAUUCAGUGCAGAUUAAUCAUUUAAUAGUAUGUUUGGAUUUCUUGAAAUGUUCCUCCUAGCUGGUAAAACCUUUCAAAACAAUCAACUUUUUAAUAUAUGAAUGCGAAGAGCUUAGUAUUCAGAAUGUUUUCUCUAUUACGAAUCAUGCAUUAGCAAGUCAACCAACCCUAUAAUUGUUCACUUAACGAAGUAUUAGAUUAAAAAAAUAUUUUAAAUAAAUCCAAUAAGAUGAUGACCAUGCUUGCUAAGGCAAACACAAAGCUGAGACGAUCGCUGUUCUUUAUCAGAGAAGAAAUGUCUUGUGUCUACAAUAUUUUUUUUUUAUAUUUUCAGAUGCACACACUAUGUUUUAUUUGGAAAUCUCCAAUAUAUUCCUCAGUGUGCUUGAUGGCAGACUUAGGGAAAUAUGAAAAAAUCCUUCAAAGCUAGUGUUUGACCCAGGAACCCUGGUCAUCCUCUCCAGAUAAUGAUAUGCUACGAUAUUAUUGUUAGGAGAGAGAUAAAUUAAAGCAGAACUCUGACCAAUCUAGGACAGAGUGGUACAUUUAUGUCCUGGGGCUGGCCUGAAAUUACAGGUGGUCAUUCUAACACACAAUUUUCACAUACAGACAAGAGAAACUGCUUCCAUGGUUUUCUCUGUACUCCUCAAGAAAAAGUCGGUGCUCCUGAUUUCAGGGUUGGCAAUUACCCCAAAUCACACAAAUAGAACAAGCAUAGGCAAUCUACGGCACAUGAGCCAUGCACGGCACUUGAGGUGUCGUUGCACGGCACUCAAGGCUGCUAGAGCCGAACAGGCAAAGGUAUUCACUUUGCAAAGGUAUACACAUACGGGGUAUUUUACUCAGGACAUGUUGCUGAGUAGAGUUAAGAAUUUUAUUACAAUGGCACACUUGACAUAAAAAAAGCAUGAAAAAUACAAAGUAUUUGUAAAAAUGUAAAAUACCACAAACUUGGGUACCUCAAUAAAGCUCAAAAUGUCUAAUGUGACAGUUCGCAAGGUGUCCACAUUUGCAAAUUGUAUCCAUUUAUGGAGUGAUUUAAAUAGUUGAACUACUAAAAUGCCCCAAAAUGCACCAUACACCUUCAAUGUGCCAAACUGCAAUGGUAGCUUAUAAAUUCAGCUCUGUAUUUGCACAAAAACCUGACAGGGAUAUACAAAGGGGGCCAUUCUGUAUUCAGGAGAUAUAGCACGUAUCAAAUUUACAAAAUAAACUGCUAAAUUGCAAUGUGCAUAUAAAGAAAAUGUGAACAUAAAAUAAUUCCAUAAACUUUGAAAGAAAUUGGUGCUAAAAUGGCUAUAUAAUAAUAAGGCUCAAAAUAUACCGCAUGACAUACCCUGUGGUGUCUUUCACAAAUGGUAUGCAUUUAUGGGGUAAUUUGAACUGUCAAACUGCUACAAUGUUUCAAAACAGACCCAUUAAAUUUUACUAUGGAAAUUCCUAAAUUCGUGUUGUAAAAACUGAAGUAGUCAGGUCUCUUAUAUGGCUCUGUAACUUCGCAAAUUAGGCAUACAUUGGGGGCGUUUAUUUGUUCAGAAGAGUUUGCGGAACAUAAUUUUGGUUGUAUGAUCACAUUGGCACAUAUCAUAUUUGAGAAAUUACUACUUAAAUUGUAAUGUAUAUGUAAAAAAUGCAAAACAAAGUUUGUUUUUUAAUCACAAAUGUGAGAUCAACUGGUGAAAAAAUAGCAGCACACUAAGGCACAAAAUACAUCAUAUGUGAUACCCUAGAAUGUCUACUUUCUCAAAUGCUAGGCCUUUGUUGAGUAAUUUCAAUCACAGUCAAGUGCUAUAAGACAUAGGCCAAUCAAAUCCUUCUAUAAAUAUUCAAACUGUGACAACAGAAAUGGUCAGGUUUCUUAUGACACUGUAGCUUCAUGCAUUAUUAAUGCCAAAACUGUCUGAAAAUUCAUUCAUUUUUGUGUAUUUGUUUUUUAUAAUGAAUGAGAAAUAUGAAUAUGCAAUAUUGAAUUAAAACUAUUUUUGUCUUCGGUAUAUAAUAUGUGUUGGCUCAAUAAAUGAGACAAAUAUAAAUUGUGGUUAGACAAACAAACAGCAAAAAUUGCUUGUGUCCUUAAGGGAAGAAAAAAAAUAAUAAGCUUCUUCCUUAAAGAGACACUCUAGGCACCCAGACCACUUCAACUAAUUGAAGUAGUCUGGGUGCUGUGACCCUCUUGCACUUAGUGCUGCAAUGUAAAACAUUGCAUUUCCAGAGAAACUAAGUUUUGUUUUCCUGGCCUAUAGGAUCCCUUUAAGGGAUUAAGCUGUUAAGUCAGCAGGUGUUAUGUUGCUUGUAACACAUCAUCACUUUCCAUUUCAGGGACCUUCCAUUAGUGCAUAAUACUGCUUGGGAUGUUCUAUCAUAUUUCCAGUGGUAGCAUUUCCAGGGAGAGGGCCCAUGAGGCAGAGUUGGAGGGUUACAGGUGUACGGUUAAUCCACUUUAUAACAGUGUAGGUGCCAUUAAAUUAGAGUAUUAUAUUCAGUUUUUUCCUUUGUGUGUUUUGUUUCAGUGCAUGCUAGGGAGCUAGUGGCAACUUCCUGGCUUAUGGUGGGGGCUUGUUUCCAUAAGAGGAAUGUUUAGUUUACAAAGAAUGCUAUUCUGGUUUACAUGGUCCAUUCUGUUGGCAAGCGCUCAAUCGGAAUCCACAGGUGGUGUUACAGAUUUGUCCAGUCUCCCUAAUGUUGAGACAUUUGUUGAUACAGCCUAAAGCAGAUUCAUGAGAAUAGGCAGGUCCAUUCUAGGUACCAGUUUUGGAAUUGGCAGUUAGAGUUUGCAGUGAGAUCCCUCAAUCGUCAUCUCUCAUUCAUUUUGGAUUGGGAUGGAGAUGGACACAAUGCUUUCGAGGGAACCUCAAUGAAGUGGGCAAGUGGCACUCUGAGAAAUGUAAACUGUAUAUUAGGACAUGGGUCUGAGUAGAAUAUAACCAGGGUUUUUGGGGCCUUGGGCUGAUGACUCAGAUGCCAGGAUUUUUAUUAAACAGAAACUUCUAAAUGGAGUCAGGAUAACUCCACACAAAUAUGUGGGGAGUCCCUCCUCCAUAAAUGAGAACUUCUAAACGAAUUAAGUAUCCAUAAAUUUGGUUAAAAGCCUUUGGUAUAGACAAAAAAUAAAGCAGGAUGGGACGACAGCCCACUUAAAGUGUGCGGACUCCCACUCCACCAAAAGAAGUUCCUUUAAAAGUAAAAAUUCGUAUAGGUGGUAUAAACCUUUAUUAAAGCCGAAUAUUAGGAUAUUAAAAUAUAAAGAGCCUAACUAGAACAGUAGGUUCUAUGUGAAAAACUAAAACUCAAACAAAUGUGACAUUGUGAAUAAACAGAGUGAUAAUACACCUUUAAAAUUCUGGGUAAAGUAGUCUCAAAGGCCACUUCAAGUAGUAAGAGGAUUUUAAUAGCUAUUAUAAGUAUUCUCAAAUUUGAGUAAUUUAAUAGUUCAGUAAAUCGAUACCUCCAGAGUAUCAAGGUACAAGUAAUUAUUGGCUGUAGUGUGUAGAGGUUGUAAAAAAUUUAAUCAAAACUAAGGAAUAAACUGAAUAUGGUCAGACAGACAAAUCAACAAUAAACAGUAAUAUACACUGUAUCACGUUUAAAUUGAUACCUAACUUCCAGUAAAAUGGAGUCAGUUAGCCACCGCACACUAAUGGAUAUCAUAGUUGUUCUAAUUAGAUAGUGUUGCUAAGUGGACUUUAUACACAGUUUACAAAGUAUAGGUAUUCUUGUCCAUCCCUUAAUUAGACCAUAUUAAUCAAAAGGUUCACUAUGGCGUGGACAUGAUGUACCCAGCUCCAAACAAAGUGAGGAUUGUGGGUUAGAGAGGUUGCCAGAGGGUCUGGAUCCUUGGAUAAUCAUUUGUUCAAAGGUUGCCUGUUCAGGUGGAUUUGUAGCAGGCUACAGAUUGACUUUGUUAUCUAUGCUCAGAAAUCAGUGGCUAGCAAGCGACAUGGGGUGGGAGUGGGUUGGAGCAUUGGGCCAACCUGCUUGAAGAGGUUGCAUCCUGGAAGAGAUAGAGCAUGUAUGAAGUCAUUGUGAUACACCUUUGAAAUGAUGUAGGAACUGUGCAGAUGAGCAAUUUGACAAACAUUAUGGUGGCUGAUGUCCGCUGGCUUCCGUUGUGGUUUCUGGGGACACUGAUUAUGUAGUAGAACAUAAUUUCUAGGUGCAUAUGGUGUUUUAUGAGUUUGCAAAAUAUGCAUUUCAGGGUUAACAGGAAGCUUAACCGAGGCAGUCCUGGAGGCCAGUUAAUAGAUUAAAUGUAUGUGGAUGGGCCUUAAGUGAGAUCGAGUACAAUUGUCAAAUUGUAAGAGAUAUUCAACACAUCCUUGUUUCUAUGUAGUGCUGGAAGGAUUUGCUGUGUUUUUAAUUUAGGUUAAAUUUGUUUUUAAUUUGGAUUAAUUUGCUGAUGUUGGUAGUAAUCCUAGUACUCUUAAGGUGGCAUAAGGGGCAGGAGACUUCUAUGGGACAGUUUGUUCAGAAUAUUUUUCUUUUCUCCCCUGUCCCAUAGUGUUCCUUACCACCCACUCCCCUCUCCUGUCCCAUAGUUAUCUUUAACCCCCCUCCCCUGUCUCAUAGUUAUCUUUAAACCCCGCUCCCCUGUCCCAUAGUGAUUUUUAACCCCCUUUUCCUCUGUAGUGAUUACUAACCCCUCCUCCCCUGUCCCAUAUUGUUCUUUAACCCCUCCUCCCCUUGUCCAAUAGUGUUCUCAUCCCAUAGUGUCCCCCCCUCCCCUUGUCCCAUAGUGCACUUUCCCUCCCGUAGUGUCCCUCCCCGCCACCCUUGUCCCAUAAUUACUUACCUGUCUAGCGUGGGCCGGCUUAACAGCUCGCACCGCGGUACAGGAACUUCAAUUUCAGAUUCUGGUUUCCGGCGGGACUGAAAGGAAGUGUGCACACUGAGUGUGCACUUCCUUUCAGUCCCGCCGGAAACCGGAACCUGAAAUUGAAGUUCCUGUACCGCGGUGCACGCUGUGCUGCUGGCCCACGCUACAAGACAGGUAAGUAAAGCUUCACAUUCACUCCAUAAGACGCACAGACAUUUCCCCUCACUUUUGAGGGGGAAAAAAGUGCAUCUUAUGGAGCGAAAAAUACGGUAACUCUCUCUGCCAUCACAUACAAAUCCCUCUGCCACCUCUUGUCUCAUCUCCCCAGUUUAACCUUUAGAUUGUAAGCGACCAGACAGGGCCCUCUACCUGUUGUAUCGUUCUGUUCUUAUUGUGUUGUCUUUCCCAAUUGUACAGUGCUACAGAAUAUGUUGGCGCUUUAUAAAUGCCAGUAAUAAAUAAAUGUAAAACCUUUAUAAUCAUACGUCGGACUGUCACGUCUCCAUUUAAGGGCAGGUAAUACUUAGCUUCCACUCACCGUGUAAGUCUCGCGAGACCCGCGACCGUCAGAGCGUUGCCACGGUUUACCGUGGCACGCAGACCGCGAGACUUACAUUGUGAGCGGAAGGGAACGGAGGUGAAGGGAGCUGACCGGAGCUGCUACAAAGGUAAGUAACAGCUUGCUGCCUCCCCCUGCACAGUACACACCACUGGACCACCAGGGAAUCAUAUAGCCCCCCAUCCCUGGCCAGGCAGCAAGCAGGGAGGGGGUACAAAAAAAACAUUAAACAAUUACAUUUUAUAAUAUUAAAAUAAAAAAAUAUUAAAAUAAAAAUAAAAUAAUAAUAUUAAAAUAAAAAAAUAUAAAAAAUAAUAAAAAUGCCCUUCCUCCCACCCAGUUUACACACACUACACAAACACACACACACACACAAUCUGCAUUAUAUACACACACACACACACUGCAUUAUAUACACACUGCAUUCAUUACAUACAUACACUGUAUUCAUUAUAUACACACUGCAUUCAUACAAACACACACUGCAUUCAUUAUAUACACACGCUGCAUUCAUACAAACACACACACUGCAUUAUAUACACACACUGCAUUCAUACAAACACACACUCUGCAUUCUAAACACACACUGCAUUCAUUAUAUACACACACAGUGCAUUCACACAAACAUUCUGCAUUCAUUAUAUACAAACACACACACUGCAUUCAUUAUAUACACACACUGCACAAACACACACACACUGCACAAACACACACUGCAUUUAUUAUACACACACACUACACAAACACACACUGCAUUCAUUAUAUACACACUGCACAAACACACACUCUGCAUUUAUUAUAUACACACACUACACAAACACACACACACUGCAUUUAUUAUAUACACACACUGCACAAACACACACUCUGCAUUUAUUAUAUACACACACUACACAAACACACACACACUGCAUUUAUUAUAUACACACACUGCACAAACACACACUCUGCAUUUAUUAUAUACACACUGUAAAUAAAUAUUCAAUUAAUAUAAUUUGGGGGGGAUAUAAUUUUAUUUAGAAAUUUACCAGUAGCUGCUGCAUUUCCCACCCUAGGCUUAUACUCGAGUCAAUAAGUUUUCCCAAUUUUUUGUGGCAAAAUUAGGUGCCUCGGCUUAUAUUCGGGUUGACUUAUACUCAAAUAUAUACGGUAAGUGAUAAUUACAAUUUUCACAUAAACACUGAGGUGUUAAUGUGGUAUAUCCUAAAUAACUUCACAAUUUUUCUGUGAUGUCCUCUACAGGUAAGUAUUAAACUUUAAAUAUUUUUUUGUGACGAAGCAAAGGCAGUUAACACUUCUACAACAAUCCAUGAGAGAUAUGGUUCUAUCGAUAUUUGUUUGCUCAUUGGCAUCUGCGUUGUCUUUCAGUGACUUAGGAGAUGAACGUUUAAAAAUCUGUAUCACAUAGAUUCCAAAGAUCAUAGCAUUUCUGCCAUAUAUUUUGAUGUAGCAAAGGAUUCUUCCUAGGAAAAUUAGCAUGUAAAAUAUUCAAGAGGACUGGGACUCCCAAAAGUGUGUAAGAAGAGACUGGCAGACACCUCUGCUGGUGUCCGCAUACAGAGUAAGGGCUUAGGAAUGAAUGUUUAUUGAUUUGCCUUUAGCACAUCACGUCACUGGAAAGUCUGUAGAAGAUUCCCAUGGGUCGAAUACUGCAUUUGGCUACGCAAGAGAUCAGCUCUCACUGACAUCAUCGGCUGCCAAGCUGAAUGAGAUCUCCUGCGGGGCCCUCUCUCUGCUGAAUAUCUUUGUACUAUAGAAAAUUAAAAGUAACAUGAAAAGGAAUAGGAAAACACUUCGCAUAAGUAUAACCUAUCUUUUACCAGUGCAGAUGGGCAUACAUUUAAUUAGCCACUUACAAUCUACUCACCAAGACUGGACAUGUAGUAAAAGAGUAAAAUGCCCAUAAAACUUAACCCCUUAAGGACCAAACCUCUGGAAUAAAAGGGAAUCAUGACAUGUCACACAUGUCAUGUGUCCUUAAGGGGUUAAAGGUAGACCUACAAUCAGUAAUAUGAUUACAUUCAUCUUGUGGUGUUAACUCCACAUUAACUAUAGACUGCAAUGAUGUUAUGGUGCCACACAGUGGUCACUACAAGCCACACAUUUGGCAGUAUGUUAGAACAAAUUCACAGUCAGGGGAAAUGUUUCCAUAUUUUACAAGGUUACGGGAGAGAGAUCUGGGGAUUACUCUAUCACAUCUAGACAGGGUUAGAUGUUUUAAGUUAAAUAAAAACUGCUCUAUAGCAUAUAAAUAUCAAGAGCUUGGAUACAAAAUUAUCUCUAGAUAGUAUAGGACCCCAGAUAAUAUGCAUAUGUGUUUUCUGGUAAUUUUAAAAUAAUGCUGGCAGUGCUUAAUUUCUGUAGGAGACCUGCCUCAUUUAUGGUGGCUAUGCCUGAAAAUUCAAUCUUUUUGGAAAAAAGUGGAAAAUAUAUUGGUACUAGAUCCCAUGUUUCCAUUAACGACGGAGUUGGUGUUAUUGUGGCACAAUAACACCCGGGAGCUACCAGGUGCUGAGCCUCCUCUAAUGCUGGGUGACGUGCAUCCUGCGCCUGCAAAGUAGGAUGAUGAUCCCACCAGUCAAUGAUUGGCUGAGAGCAUCAGCCAAUGAAUGACAGUGAGUGCAAAUAAUAUGCACAGAAUUGACAUUGACACAGAAUUGACAUUGGCCUCUAGCAGGUAAUCAAAAUAUAUCUGUAUGUGCAAUGACUCCACUGAAGUGGUCAUGGUGCUGGAGUAACUUUUUAUAUUUAAGGUUCAAUUUGCAUUCACUUUGAAUGUCUGACAAUUCUCACUUUAAUAAUGCAUAACCCAGAUAGUUUGCUAAAAAACUUUGUUUCAAAAUGCAGUCUGAACUGAUGUGUGCUCUGCAAAUUCAAUGCCACCAAGCUGUUUCAGAUGUCACCAAUUUCAAUCUCCAUUGAGUUUUCUUUUAAAAAAGGCAAACCCAGAUAUCUGGUUCAGUGCCCUAGACCCUCCUUUUUCAUUGAGGGUCAAAGCACAGUGAUAAGAUCACACUGGUAGUAGGCCAUUCUAUCUGUAAAUCUGCAUCUCCUACAUCAAGAUUCAGAUCUUAAACUAAUAUUAUGAUGAAUCAGUGGAUGCAUAUAUAAAAAUGGCUAUAACAUUUAAUACAGGUACUAUGUGGACUAAGAGCCACUUGAAGCUAUAGUGUUUAUUACAGUGACCAGGGGAUUCUUACUCUACCGAAUCAUACUAAGUGUAUACUAUUUUAUCAUCAUCCAGUAAGCAUGAAAUGAGACAUUCACUUUUGUUUUAAAUGCCACUGGCUAAAUUACAAGAACAUCUUGCAAGUCUUUUUUAACAUUAAAUGAAAAUAGCUUUUUCACUUAAACAUCAUAUUUAUAUAUUAUUAUACUUUUGUUCAGUUUUAGGCCUAUUGUACAUGCAUAUACAUAUAAGUAUGUAAAGGUUUAUAUAGUCCAACGUGCCUUUGUAUAUUUUACUCAGUACCACAUAAUUUAAAGGCAACCUUUGCUCCAUCAGGUUAUAUGGUUGAAUUAAAGGCAUACAAUAGGCUUCAAAACAACUUUAACUUAAUGAAGCAGUUGUGGUGUAUAGAUCAUGCCCCAGCAAUCUUACUGCUUACUUUACUGCCAUUUAGGAGUUAAAUCACUUUUGUUUCUGUUGAUACAGCCCUAGCCACACCUCCCCUGGCUGUGACUGACACAGGAUGCAUAAAAAAGGUUUCAUUUUAAAUCAGAUGUUAACUUGCUUAAGAAGUUUUUAUCACCUGUAAAUUGAACUUUAUUUGCACACAGGAGGCUCUUGCAGGUUCCAGAAGGCUAUUAACAGAGCUGGACAUAAGAAAUGCUAAAUUAAACAGAAUUUGCAACAAAGGAAGUGUAUACAUUAGAUGACUUUACAGGAAGUGUUUAGGAAAGCUGUGUAAGAGUUAACUCCUAAAUGGCAGAUAAUUGAGCAGCAAGACUGCAGGAGUAUGAUAUAUACACAAAAACUGCCUUAUGAAGCUAAAGUUCUCCUUGUGCCUAUGUCACUUUAAGUCCUAGCCGAAACAGGAAUUCAAUCACUUAAAUACAGGUCAUCUUUUUGAAUACCGGCAGGCUCCUUGCAUCUCUGUAUACAAGUCAAUUUCAACGCAGGUUAUGUAGAAUUGAAAAACUGGUCAUAUGACAUUUUUUACAUAGCAUAAUUUUAGCCUGACACAUAUUCAGCAACAUAAUGCACAGGACAGAGUGUUAGUAUUUAUUAUACCACUUUCUUUUCUUGGCAUAUUCACUUCAUAUAUCCACAGAAUACAUGUCACCUUCUGUAUCAUAUUCACGACAUUCCUAAAAAAAAAAAAAAAACACUUCCCAUUUCUAUAUCUUAUCAAUGCUGCCAACUUCCUUAUACUCCUACACUGGAAGAAAGCCCAGUCACCAUAUUAUACGGAAUGAAUGGACAAAGUUGAAGACUUUAACGUCACGACGGAUACUGGUCAGACUGCUAACGACACCGACUAGAAUUACGACAAAAUCAGGUUUCACUGGCUCUUCACACCACAUCAUCUGGAGGUCAGCCUGCUGCAACCAGAGAUACUCUCCAGAACAAUCAUUGGAGGUCAUCUCUUUGCAUUAAAGUUCUACAUCCAUUUACUCUACAGAAAGGUACAGUUGUCUCCCCUCCUGUCCUUUUGUUAGAAUUAAACCUCUGUUACACAUUUUAUAAUUAUCUCUGCAUUGAAUUGCAUACUUUAACAUUUACUUUGUUAAGCACUCGAUUGUAUUUUUUGUUUGUUAAAACUUCUUCAGGUUUAUUUACUAAAGUGAGAUUUUGUUGGAAAUUCAAGUCAGGUUGUAGUUUGACUAUUCCGGUCUAAAGUUCACUUGGCAUUCACUGUGAAUUUUCUGGUAAUUCUCACAUUAGUAAAUAAACCUGAUAGUGUUUCUGAAGGUUCUCUUGCCAUAUUGACACCGUACAGUUGUAAUGGACGUUAUGUUUGUAUUAUACUACAAAAGAUUAAUUAUAUUCAGGUAAACAACCUUUUAUUUGAUUUACGUCACUUUUGUCACAUUAAAUGUGGCCUCACAUUUUGUUCUUUACAUGGUUUAAUUCUUUGAAUUUUUUAACAUAUACUAUGCUGUUAAUGGUAACAUGUCCCCUUAGGCAAGUGGCUCUAAUCUUUUUCUAACUGAGAUUCAGAUUACAUUGGGUUAGAUUGGAGACCCAUGAUUUAAUUCUAAAAGCAGCUUGGAGUCUCAUUCUUUCUUUGUAAUAGGAACAAAACACAAUCGGUGAAAAAUUAUUUUGUUUUUAAGUUAUGUAUGUCUUCCAAAUGUCAAAUGGGUCUGCAUUGCACUUGGGAAUUCAGUGCCGUCAUGUUUAAAGGGAUAAUAUAGACACCCAGACCACUUCAUCUGAAAGUAAGUGGUCUGGGUGCCAUGUAUGUCCCUGUAGUUUUAAGCAUGCAGUUGCAAACAUUGUCAUUCUACAGGAAUAACAAUGUUUACAGUGCAGGGUAAUAGGUCUAUAGUAGCUGACACUCUGACAGCCACUCGAGGUGCUGCAGAAAUAGUUUAAUAAAACUUGGCUAUUUCCAUCAGAUGGUUCCACGUGUGGGCACUAGCCUCCCAUUGCUUUCCUGUUUGAAAGUAUAGGAUUUGCUGAGAUAAUCAAUCUCGAUGUUGUCAGCAAUCGAGGCGGGACCGGCUGCCAAGAAAAGGUAAGGGAACUAAUGUUUUUCAUACACUGCGGGUUUACAUAAAUGGCUACAGGACACAAUAGCGUUAGUGUUCCUUUAAUGCUUAUUGGGUAGAUGCCAGUUUCAUUCAGUGAAGUAACACGUGGGUUAAUUAUGUAGGAAGGCAACCCUUACUUCCAUUUGCUAGUCUUAUUAAUUCAGGUGGCUAAAUAUCCACUAUACAGUCUGUAUAUUUCAUCUAUAUGACAAACAGACAUAUCACGAGAAAAAAAACACCUCAACUAUCCCCUCAUGCUGUUAUUAUACCAUUGAGUUGCAAAACAGCAGAUCCCUCAUUCCAAAGCAACCUAUCGCAUGUCAGUGGGGGGGUAAAAGAGGUUGUCAACCAUCUGGUGUGGACCUUUCACCAAUAACCUCGUAGCACAGUGAGUGGCAGUUACCCAAUCCAGACAGAAACAGUAUACCCUGCACUCGAGUUCCGCAGGAAUGCUCCAGCCUUCCACCAAGGAGGCAGACAAGAGAUAAACAACCAGUAAUUGUCCACACAUAUUUUGUUAGUACUUGUGUGCAUACAGCUAGUAUUUCUGAGGAACAAAAUAGUCAACCAUAGUAUUUCAUCUAUUUUUUAUUUGUUCUAAUACGUGAGUGCAUAUAUUUUUAUAUUAUAUUUCCUCCAAUGAAUGCCAAAGAUAGGAUAAAGGUGUUUGUGCAGCUUACAAAUGUGCACGGGAUAAAGGUACCUGCAGAAAAAAAAACUAAAAUGUGUUUGUUCCCCUUCAUGUUUUAAGGAAAGCCUGUAUGCUACAUGGAAGUUUAUAGUUCUCAGUUUGAUAGUCAUUAAACUAAUUUAUGGCGGUUUAGUGCAUUCAGAAUUCAGGCUUAACCCCUUAAGGACACAUGACAUGUGUGACAUGUCAUGAUUAAAUUUUAUUCCAGAAGUUUGGUCCUUAAAGGGUUAAAUUAAGUCAUAUUUAUGACAAGCAGAGAAUUCAGAAUAUGCCACGUUUGACAUUUGUAAUGCUACCUUUUUGAAAGUCCCCUGUCCAUCCCUAGAAAGAAAAAUAUAAAAUCCUUGUGCUCGCCUUGCAAAGAAUGUCACUUUUUUUUCUGUCCUCUCCUUAAACCUAAUCAGACCAGUGUCAUUUGUUUAUUAACUUUUCUGUAAUAGAGAAUUUGGGGGUCGGUUGGGUGCUAAAGUCCUCACCUCUAAGCUACACUAUUUCUGUGAUGCAUUUUUAGAGUCCCUGGGAUGCCGUUUAGAUGGUAGGUAGUGACUUUAAUGUCAGAAUGAGUUUCAAGAGUUUAGUAGGUGGCAACUUAACACAGUUAAUAAUUACAUGCUGCUUUAUAAUGGAAAUGCAAAAAUAGGACAAUGUGUACAAUUUGUUUCGAGGGUCCUGCCAAACAAGUUUGCAACCUAGAGAGAGAAUGUGUUUGGGAGGGGAGAUAGCUAUGGUAAAUUCAAUUAUUACAUUCUCAGAAAUCCUCAAGGCAUUAUGACAAACAUUCAGUUUGUACAAAAAGGUUAAUCACAACAAAGUACAAAAGAAAAGUGCAUUUAGAAAUAAUAUGGAGUAUAGAAAUCUGACAAAGUGAACUUUUGCUUUAGGCUUUGAGAAGUGGAUAGUAUUGGUAGCAACACCUAUAAAUUAUGUUGUGGAGAGUAAGAUAAUGCUUUUGAGAAAGAAAGAUAGCAGGGAGGGCUUAUCCACAAAAGGUAGAAUGUUCAGUUCUUUAAUGCUUUCUCUGUUUAUAAAUGUGCCAAAAAAACUUAACCCCUUAGUGACCAGACCACUUUUCAAUUUUCUUACCGUUUGGCUGUUUUUACAUUUUUGCUGUAUUUGUGUUUAGCUGUAAUUUUCCUCUUACUCAUUUACUGUACCCAUACAUAUUAUAUAAAGUUGUUCUCGCCAUAAAAUGGUCUUUCUAAAGAUACCAUUAUUUUCAUCAUAUCAUAUAAUUUACUAUAAAAAAAAUUAUAAAAUAUAAUGAAAAUAAAAAAAAACACUUUUUUGAACUUUGACCCCCAAAAACUGUUACACAUAUACAACCGCCAAAAAACACCCAUGCUAAAUAGUUUCUAAAUUUUGUCCUGAUUUUUAAAAUACCCAGUGUUGAUGUGUUCUUAGCUUUUUUGGAAAGUUAUAGGGCAAUAAGUACAAGUAGCACUUUGCUAUUUCCAAACCAGUUUUUUUCAAAAUUAACGCAAGUUACAUUGUAACACUGAUAUUUGUCAGGAAUCCCUGAAUAACCCUACACAUGUAUAUAUUGUUUUAAAACAAGACAACCUAAGGUAUCAACCUAAGGUAUUAACCCCUAUUAAACUUCUGGAAUAAAAUGGAAUCAUGACAUGUCACACAUGUCAUGUGUCCUUAAGGGGUUAAACUUGGGGCAUUUUGACUCUUUUCAUGCAACCAUUUUACCACCAAUCUAUGCCAAAUUUAAAUUAAAAACAAAAAUUGUGAUUUAUUUUUUUUGACACACAUAGCAAUUUAAGAAUACAUGUACUGAGAACUUUAAGGGUUACUGCCAAAGAACACACCAAUAUGUGUUCAACAAUAUCUCCUGAGUACAGUGAUACCCCCCAUGUAUAGGUGUGUUGGGUUCUCUGGCGGAUAAAAUACCUUAUUUGAAAGAGAGCUCAUUCCAGUUUUCCAACUUGGAAUUUUCACAGCUGGUCAGCUGGUCAUCAUGCACCCAUGUCCUAUUUGGGACAUUUUUGAAGCCGGCCAAUGUAAUUUACCCCCAUCAAACCAUAUAUUUUUUAAAAGUAGACACCCUAGGGUAUUUCAAAUGGUGGUAUUUUAACACUUUCUAUGCACUAAUUCUACCACCAGUCUUUGUCAAACUUUUUGGUAGUCGUUUUUUUGUGUUAUUUUUCUCAUGGAUUAGACAUGGAUUCUCUGUUCAUGUUAUGUGUUACUGCCAAAGAACACCCCAAUAUAUGUUCAGCAACAUCUCCUGAGUACAGUGAUACCACCCAUGGAUAGGUGUGUCGGGUUCUUUGGGGGCUAAAAGACUUUAUUUGGAGGGUGCGCAUUCCAGUUUUCCAACUUGGAAUUUUCACAGCUGGUCAUCAUGCACCCAUGUCCUAUUUGGGACAUUUGUGAAGCUGGCCAGUGUAAUUUACCCCAAUCAAGCCAUAUAUUUUUGAAAGGUAGACACCCUAGGGUAUUUCAAAUUGUGGUAUUUUAACACUUUCCAUGCACUAAUUCUACCACCAGUCUUUGUCAAACUUUUGGGUAGUUAUUUUUUGUGUCAUUUUCUCUUACAUGGUAAUUUAGACAUGGAUUCUCAGUUCCUGUUAUGUGUUACUGACAAAGAACACCCCAAUAUAUGUUCCACAACAUCUCCAGAGUACACAAACACAAGAGUGUCCACAGAACCCUAUAUAGGGGGUAACUCUUAGAUGUAUACACAACACUUAAACUGCAAGUGAUCCCUAGCAAAAUAAGCUUUGGGAGCACCAAAAAAAAAGGGGGGGGGGGACCUUUAUUAUAGGGCAUAAAUUCCCCAAAAGAAAAGGAAACUUAAAUUGAAUUUUUUUUAUAAAUGCUGAAUUGCUUUAAAUAGAAUGCUGGGAUCUCCGGCAGUCGCCCCCCACCGACCGUGGUCGCUGCGGAUCGCCGGUCUAGGUAAAUCCAGGGCUCCUAUUUUGUUUGUUUUUGAAUACAGUGUGUUUGUGGAGUGUGUGUGUAUACACAAAAUGCAAAGUGUGUGUGUGUGUUUGUGCAGUGUGUGAAUAGUGAAUGCAGUAUGUUUGUGUAGUGUGUGUAUAUAAUGCAGUGUGUUUGUGUAGUGUGCAUUAUAUAAACACACUACACAAACACUGCAUUAUAUACACACACUGCAUUCACUAUACAGACACUACACAAACACACAUACUGCAUUAUAUAAACACACUACACAAACACACUACAUUAUAUACAGUGUGUUUGUGUAGUGUGUGUAUAUAAUGCAGGGUGUGUGUGUUUCUGUAGGUAUGUCAUUUGGGGGUAGGGGGCAUUUUUUAUUAAAUUUUUUUAAUAUUUAAUUAUUAUUUUUUAGUCCCUUCUCCCUGCUUCUUACUUGGCCAGAGAGGGGGGAUAUAGCAUUCCCUUGUGGUCCGGUGACAUGGACUGUACAGUGGGGGCCCGUGGCAAGCGCUUACUUACCUUCCCAGCACCUCCUUCAGCUCCCUGUGUAAAUCUCAUGGCCUGUAUGCCGCGCGGAGCCUUGCCAUGGUAAUCCAUGGCAACGCUCUGACCGCCGCGGGACUCGCAAGAUUUAAACAGGGGAGCUGCUGGGAAGGUGAGUAAGCCCAGCGGUCCUGGUAUGUAUUAUUGGCAAUAUCGGUAUCUCUAUUGGCCGAUACCGAUUUUGCAGAAAAUACCGAAUAUCGGCCAAUAAUAUCGGCCAGACCGAUAAUCGGUCGAUCCCUAAUAGAUAUAUAUAUAAUUUCAUUCUAAGUUUAUUUUUAUAUAUAUAUAUAUAUAUAUAUAUAUAUAUAUAUAUAUAUAUAUAUAUAUAUAUAUAUUUAUCAAAAUAUACUUAGAAUAAAAUUAUAUAUAUAUAUAUAUCAUUUUUAAAAAAAUGUAAAUGAUUUUUAGUUUUUUUUUUUAUAAUUAUUUCUUUUUUAUAACUAUAUAUAUAUAUAUAUACACAAUAUAUAUAGUUGUUAUAUAUAUAUUAUAUAUAUACACCUGUGUAAUUUUACUCUAAGUGUAUUUUUACAUUAAUAUAUGUAUAUAUUAAUAAAGAAAUACACUUAGGAUGACGUUAUAUAUAAGAUUAUAUAUAUAUAUAUAUAUAUAUAUAUAUAUAUAUAUAUAUAUAUAUAUAUAUUAUAAAUAGAUAUAAUAUAUGUGUGUAUAUAUAUAUAUAUAUAUAUAUAUUUUUUUUUUAAUUUAUUAACUUUAUUUUUAUUUAUUUUUUACUUUUUAAAAACUUUUUUCACCAGCACUGGGACUGCCUGUCAGUUCAGGCAGUCCCCCUGCUGGCAGUACUGUGAACACCUAUUGCAGCCAUGUGACCGCUCUUGAAAUGGCCCCUGUGGGUCCUAAAUUGCAGAGGGGGGACUGUCUCGGCUGAGCCCAGACAGUCCCCCUCGGAAGAAGACUCGUUAAGUACAUGGGAGGGAGGCUAGGGGUUAAUUUUAAAAAAAUUUAAUUAAUUUAAUUUUUUUACUUUUUUAACUUUAACUGAGUGCAUCGACUUCUCGAGGGACUCAGUACAGGCAGAGCAUCGGAAGCCUGCCCAAUAACUUCGGAUGCUCUGCUCUACACUGCCGGGCUCCACAUGCGGCAACCUGGAAGUGAUCAUUCGGGGUGGAGCGAUCACUCGGGUACCCGGCAGUGAGGGGGGUAUUGUCCAGCGCUCAAAUUACCUGAGGACAUAUGAGGUACGUCCGCGGUCCUGAAGGACCAUUUUUUUGUCAGACGUACCUCAUAUGUCCGUUGUAACUAAGGGGUUAAAUAAAAUAUAAUUGCCUUCAUUUCGAAUUGCUGUGUAAUUUUCAAGAAUUUAAUGAAAGUGUCGGUUUGCUCUUCCCAAGAACAUGAUUAACUAGUAAGGAUGUUGUAAUUGUAUUCUAUGAAAUGUUUGCUGUGGUUCCUGAUAAUUUAUAAACUUUGUGUGCAAAAAAAAAAAAAUGGCAUGGAGGUGGAACAGAUGUGGCAGAAAUAUAUUUAUAUAUAUAUAUAUAUAUAUAUAUAUAUAUACACAAAACUGAGAAUGGAAAAAUACAGGUAAUAUUAGGCUUUAAGCAAAAUAAAACCAUAAAGCCCUAAAUGGCCCCUUUACUCUACAAAUGGUCCCAAAUUAAUUAGGUUUUUAAGGGUAUAAUUAGCCUGUUCAUCUCAAUGGUUUUGCCCACUGCAAUCUUGACAUCUACUACUAAGGAAAUUCAAGGACUGGUUCCUGUAGUUUGUGAUUUUGAUUGCCUAGUAGUUUCGGAGAUUAUUUUCGGCCCUGGGAAUGUCAUGCAAAUUGGGUUGGACAAGAUAUGUUGGCAAAUCCUAUAUUUUAAAGCCUGAGAGUUUUAGAAUUGGGACAAGCCCACCAUUGUACAAAUAUGUACCAAUAUUGCGAUAGUUUCUAAAAGCUGUUACAUCGAUAAAUGUGAUACAACUUUUUGGGGGGUUAAAUCACCAGUGGAACAUUUUACUUUGACAAUCUUUGCAUUUUCAUAAUGUUUUUUUCCCCAACAGAACAGGAAAGAUGUCUUAACCCCUUAAGGACAGUGGGCAUGUCCUGCAAAAGGUGGGCUUUUAGCACUCCCUACCAAUCGCUCCCCUGCUGCGGCCAAUCCUGCCCAUCCGUGUCAUGUGAUCGUGAUGACACUGUUUGGCAGAAGUGUGGGUUCACUUAAUAUGAAAGAUAUAAAUUAUGUUUGAACAGACAUAUAGAUCAAAUUCUAUGUUGUAUUUUUGUCAGAAAUUGAACAAUUGCCUCAGUCUGUCCUUAAGGGGUUUAAGCAGUUAGUUUCCUUUUGAGCAUUUGAUAAGCACAGGAUAUUUAUUGCACAGGGAGUGGAAAGUGAUAGGCAGCAGUGCUGGUGUCCACUGUGUUCUUAACUGUAAAAUUAUGAGGGCGCUCUGAGUUCACUUUUAAUUAAAAUAAUGAAUUGCAUGGCUAAAUUUAGUUCAUGAAUCAAUGUAUCUUUUCAAGUAAUUUAAUAAUAAUUUAAUUUAAUAGUAAUUUUUUCCAAAGGAUGGACUAAUAUUGAAAAAUGUGGUCUAAGUUGCACAAAUCUGUUCAAUAACUCCUUAGUCCUAAAUGCAUGAACCAUUGAGGGUUGGAGAGGGUAAGAUAGAUAUCAUCAUCGUAAGCAGUUACCUAGUAGAACAAGCCCUACAUCCUCCUAUCUCCUACUGCUUUUAGCCAAAUCUUGUUUAUGUGAAGGCCACAUUCUAAGUACUCUUGCUGCUAAUGGCUGGUGAUAUCAGACCCAGAGCCCUUCCUCCCUCUUUUUAACAGAUAUUUUAUAAAUACUUAGCCUGUUGCUCAUCUUUCCUUAGUUUUAAAAGAUGUCUAAAUACAUACAUCAUCUAAAUACAGACUCUAUUAGGACAAAGGAGUAGGCAAUUUUCCGGCUCUGAACUAGAACCUUUACAUGAGAUCCGGUCCUGAUAUUGUAAGACUCUUGUUGUUAAGAAUAAUGUUAAGGAACUUCUGAAAUUUUGCACAAACACCUCAGAUUCACAUCUUUCGUGAGAGGACUGCUACUAAUACUUCUGUGUUUGGCAAAUCUACUCUGUUUUACUUUUGUUUUGUAAGAGUGCUGCAAAUGGAAGGGCAGAGUUCAGCGUCUGAAGCAGACAGACACACUAUCUAUGAGCUCCGAAGUUACUCGCUAUUUAAAGCAAUUUUCCACCGUCUUUCUGCUCGAACCAGAGUGACAGUGCGGUUCUGGUUGACAUGGGUCGGAAGACCAAGAAGCAGAAGCCUCAUAAACCCAGAUUGGGAAUGAAUAUUGGAGUUCUUCUCCCACAGUCACAAGGCACGACUGGGCCUAAUAUGGCCACCUGUACUGAUGAAUGCUUUGACUCCUAUGAGGAGUUCCCUCUUGAUAUGGAGAACGUGGCCCUGCCAGCUCGCCUGCAAUCCCACGGAGUGCAGAGUCCAUGACAGUGACAAUAGCUACCAUGAAAGAAAUGUUAGAGGAUCUCCAAAAAAACAUCAGGGCUGAUGUCACCACACUCCGCACUGAGCUUAAGGGCCUCAUCGGAUGAGUGUGCCACCUGAAAACUGCAUCUAAAAGCCAAGACCAAAAAAUAACCUCACUUGAAAGUGUGGUUUAUACACUGCAACAACAACAUUAUUCAUUUUGACGCUUCGCUACCAUAGAAGACACGAGGUGAUGCAAGAACUCAAAAGAUUCGGGGAAUCUCUGAAGAUGUACCCACAACAGAGCUCCCACAUCUAUUGAGAUGUCUACUUGUAGCAAUACUGCAACCUAAACAGGCCAAAUCCAUCAUGCAUGACAGCUAUUUCUGGAUCCCCAGACCACUAAAGGCACCAGAGGCAGUACCAAGAGACUUGGUGGUCCGCUUUCAGACCCACCGGGACAAAACUACCGUCCAAGUCACACUUACAGGAACUUCUCCUUAUGUUUUCGAGAACAUAGAGCUAACCUUUUAUGCUGACCUCUCUGGCUGCACAUUAAUGUAGCAGAGAUCCCUCUGCCCUUUCACAUCACUGCUUAGGAACCAUAAUAUUUGCUACAGAUAGAGCCCAACCCGCACUCUUCUGGUCCAACAGGGCGAUGCUUCCAGGUCCGGACUGGGGAUACAAAGCAGCCCUGUAAAAAAAAUCUAUGCCAGCCCCAUAAGUCACUGCGCCAUAUAUUGUCGCGUGUAAUAUGUAAGGCUAUGUCUUGCCAGGACAGAUGAUUGAGUAAUAUAUAUAUAUAUAUAUAUAUAUAUAUAUAUAUAUAUAUAUAUUGAUUUUUCUAAUAUAAAAUAUUGGUCCUUUCAGAGUAAAACGUUUAAUUAUACAGUAAGUAUACUCACAUGCAGACACAGACAAUCUCACUGACACACACAAGCUCAUUGAUACACAGCCUCAUAGACAAUCAAUCACACUGAUAUACAUAAGCUCAUUGACAUAAAAACACAAGCUCACUCGCUAGCAGGCUCACACACACAUACACACAUGCAAGCAAGCUCACUCACUAGCAGACGCGCGCACACACACACACACACACACACACACAGCUUAAUGUAGUGGUUCUGGUGUCUAUAGCCUGUCCCUGCCGGCUUUUCAAUGUAAACACUGACUUUUCAGAGAAAGGCAGUGUUUACAUUGUUUCCUAGUGACACCUCUAGUGACAGACACUCAGGCGGUCACUAGAGCCGCUUCCUGUGUCAGUGCAGAUUGGCUGAGAUGAUCAAGCUUGAUGAUCUCAGUCAUAGAGGCAGGGCCAGUUGGGGGAAGACCAGUACGACGUUGGGAAAAAAAAAGGUGAGUAAAAACACUAUUUUUAAAAACACACACAUACACCAUGACAGACACACACACACACCCCAUGACACAUACAUAUACCAUGACAGACACACACACACACAACCCAUGACAGACACACGCAUACCAUGAAAGACAGACACACACCAUGACACACACAUAUACCAUGACAGACACACCAUGACACAAACCAAGACACAGACAGACACACCCACCAUGACACAGACAGACACACACACCAUGAUACAGACAUAACAUGACACAGACACACUAUGACACAGACACACACACACCGUGACACAGACAUAAACACAUUACAUGACACAGAUAGACACACACACACACCAUGACACAGACACACACUCACACACCAUGACACAGACAGACACACACACACACACACCCACCAUGACACACACAGACUCACACACACCAUGAUACAGACACACCGUGACACAGACACACACAUAACGUGACACAGACAGACACACACUCACACACCAUGACACAGACAGACAGACAGACACACACACCAUGACACAGACAGACACACACACACACCAUGACACAGACAGACACACACACCAUGACAGACACACACACAUACACUCCCACUAACAGACUGUCAUACAUACUUGUUGCUACCUGUGUAGGUGGGCAGACUGAUAGGUGUGCUGGCGGCUGCAGGGAGAGCUUGGAUGGCGGCCGCAGGGGGAGCUGUUCUGGCAGCCGCAGGGGAGCUAGCUGUUCUGUCUCCUGCUCCCUAGCACGCAGCUUAAUGAGACCAGGGCCGGAAUAUGACGUCAUAUUCCGGCCCCGGUCUAAUUAAGUAGCGCGCGAGGGCGGGGGAGCAGAGACAGAACAGCCAGCUCCCCUGCGGCCGCCAUCCAAGCUCUCCCUGCGGCCGCAGGUCACCCAAAUGUCUACCCGGCCAGGGUGCCGACGGCCCACCUGGAAGUUUCCCGGUAUGGACGCUUCCCACCCAGUAUAAGCAUCUAAACCAACCCACAAAUGGGACCCUGCGAACAUUACUCCAUUUCAGCCUCGACUGGCCUCCUCUGAUUAUAGAUAGCUUGUGCUAGUUGCUUUUCUUUAUUAUGUAUUUGUUUACCAGAUCAUACACUGUUUCGUACCUUAAUUUCAGAUGAGUUGGUUUAAUGUCCAACACUCCCCCACGCUUCACGACCCACUACACAUAGAUGAUACGACUGGACCCAGCAGGAUCGCUGCUUCUGAUGCCAGGCCUUCGGACAUGUCCAGAGGAAGUGCCCGAUGGAUGCCAACCGCAGCAAACCAAUCCGGCCGAGACCGCCAGCCCCGCGAGCUCAAGCCCACUGCCUGGAUUCCUCCACUGAAUGGGAGGGACCAGGGACCGAAGAAUCAUGGGUUACUCUGCAUGAGGCAGAUCCGGUCCAAGCUGCAUCUGCAAGCUGCAUCUGUUGCCAGCAUCACUGCCAAUUUUUGAUGGUAAACGGGCAAACUGCCCAGGGCCUCAGGGGCACCAAGGCUACCCUGACUCUCAUUCAACGACAUUUGGCUGGAGACGCAGAAAAUCUGCGGAAGUCAGUGACCGUACGAGUAGCCGGAGGCACCAUCCACCGGUUACCCACUGCCCAAGUGCAUCUCGAUUGGGGAGCUGGAGCCUGCCACGUGGAAGUAGCUAUUAUGAGAGAUAAGCCUGCUGAAGUCCUACUAGGAAAUUAUCUUGGACCCCUGACGUCAGCCUUUGAUUGACAUAGGUCACUGUUACAGGUUUUAAAAGAUCCACAUCCAGUCCAUAAUCAAUAGAUACACAGAAAACGGGCAAUACUUAAACAUUUAAAGGAAGAUCUUCUCUCUUCCUUCUCCUUCCCUUUCCCCUUUUAAUUGCCUUGCUUUUUAAUAACCCAUGUAUAGGUAUAUUGAUAAAGCUAGUCUUUUAAAUAUUUUUUUGCAGUUUUUCUUUUUUACACACACAUAUAUAUAUAUAUAUAUAUAUAUAGUUAAGUUAUUUAAUUUUUGUCAGGAUAUAUUGUUUAUGUCUAUAUCUAUUUUUUUAGCAAGAAUUAUUGAUUUUUAAGGAUUAUUACUUAAGUGUAUAGUUUUUAAGAAAAUAAAUGUUUGAAAAUAAGUGCACAAAUUCGUUUUUUUUCUCUGUUUUUAUCCUAAUAUUUGUCUUUUACUAUUUUGCCCUCUCUUACAAUAUGAACUAUGGACUUUUGCCCCCUUCCAAAAUGGCACCCGUUGGAUCAGACGUUUGUGUUUGACCAGUUUUUUUGUUGGGAGAUAGGGGGAGUGAGCUCCCCCUCACAAGUGUGUCGGACUUGUUGCAACACUGGAGAAUGUCCGCCGGUACAGCCAGGGGAGGCGGCAAGGAAAUAAACAGAGGAUCCGGAAGUCGGAAGGCAUGUUGGAAGAAGCUGAAUUUUUCAUCCAGGAACCGGAUCAUAUUUGGCGAUGGGCAGGGCCAAGUUAAGAGCACAGUGGGCCUGGUGCUGACAAUUAAGAUGGGCCUAAUUACAAAAUCUUAUCGACCAAAAGCACUAAAACAGUCCCAAGUAUCUGAUGGAGAUGGUGAUGGAGCAAAACUCAUAGGAUGCAGCUAUACCCUAUACUAAUCUCACACUUUCAUCUUUCAAGUAAAUCUAUACCCACUAACAGCAGUGUCCAGUGAAGCAGGAAGUUUAUGGACAGGGUAAAAGGGUGGGCCACUGAUGCAAAUCACAUAACCAGAACUGACAAAAGGGGCUAACAUACCCAAAAAAGGGGCAUAUCUGUGUCCCCAUGUCUCCCAGUGUCCCCAUGUCACUAGGACACUAGAGGAUAUUGAGAGACAUUGGGACAAUGGGAGAUAUAGGGACACUGGGUGACUUUGAGACACGAAGGGACACUGGGAGACACGGGGCACUGAGACACUGUGAUACAUAGGGGACACUGUGAUAUAUAGGGGACACUGAAGACUUGAUAAAGACCUGGGUACAAGUCAAAAUGUUGUGGGGUCCAAUAAACCUGCUUAAAUCUAUCACAGUGAGUGACUCAGAUUGUUUUCUUUUAUACUAGGGGACACAGACACGUGGGGGCACUGUGAUACAUGGGGAGACUACGGGACAAUGAGACACUAAGGACACCGAGACACUACAGACACAGAGACACCAGGGACACUGGGAGACAUGGGGCAUCGAGAUACUAGGGACACUGGCAGGGAGACAUGGGGACACUGGGAGUUGAAAUGUUGCGGUGUCCAAUAAACCUGCUGAAAUCUAUCACAAUGAGUGCCUGAGUUUUUACCCUUUAUACUAGGGGACACUGAGACACUGGGAGACACUAGGGAUACUGGCACACUACGGACACUGAGAGACACCAGGGAAGACAUGGGGACACUGAGUGCCCCAUGUGUCUCCCCAGUCUCAAAAUUGUCCAGUGUCCUCAUAUCUCUCAGUGUCACCUAGUGUCUCAGUAUCCGCAUAUCACCCAGUGUCCCCUAGUGUUUGUAUCCCCAUGUCUCCCAGUGUCCCUUAGAGUCUUUGUCCCCAUGUCUCCCAGUGUCCCUUAGAGUCUCUGUCCCCAUGUCACAAGGACACACUUAGAGACAUUGGGACACUGUGAGACAUGGAGACACUGAGGGACACUGGGAGAGACAUGGAGACACUGAGAUACAUGGGGACACAGAGACUAGGGGACUCUGCUAGACUAGGUACAGAGACAUCAGGGACACUGGGAGACAUGGGGACACAGAGACACCAAGGACACAUGGGGACACUGGCUGGGAGACAUGGGGACACUGAUAGACUAGGAGCCACUGGGAGACAUGGGGCCACUGUGUCCCUAGUGUCUCAGGGUCCCCAUGUUCUCCAGUGUCUCAGUGUCCACAUGUCUCCAAGUGUCCCUAUGUCUCCCAGUUUCCCCUAGUGUCUCAGUGCCCCCUAGUGUCUCAGUGCCCCCAUGUGUCCCCUACAGCCUUUCUCCCAUCCCUCACUUACUUCAGCUGUUGGCUGUCUCUGCAGGCUCAGAGCUGCUGUCUGGACUCUGUGCAGAGCUGCUCCCCUGCGGAUCAGUGAGUAGAGAGAGGCAGGGAGGGAGAUGCUGUAACUUCCUUACCUCUCUCCACACACACACAGCGACCCCUACUGGCCGGUGCUGGUAUUGCAUACUGAGACUGACAUUUGUGUUGCCGGUAUUACUGCAAUACCGGCACCGGCUAGGCAGUCUCAAAUACUUGACUAAUGCUUCUGAGAAAUACCUGGCAACCUUAAGAAAUACCUGAGAAAUACCUGGCAAUGGGCCUAAUGGGCAACAGCUCCAUCAGCCCCUAUGUGAAUUCGGCCCUGGCGAUGGGAGUGUUCUUUGUUAGAUUGCAUGCGUGUGUUAGCAAAUAAUGAAUAUGUUUGUAAGGUAUAUAAAGAUAUUUGUGACAGUUGUAUGUAUACCUGCACCUGAGGAAGACCCAGCCCGGGUUGAAACUCGUUGUGCUUAUACUUUUAUUUGUUUAUGUAUGAUACUAAUUAAUAAAUAUUUACUUACUUGCCAAUUUUGGGAGUUUCUCACUCAAGCAUCACUGCAUCUUUGGGACUUCUACCUCUGGAGAAAUGAAUACUGUGUCCUUGGGGAGACAUACAUGCCAUAUAGGUUCAGAGCCAACUUCUAAUGGGCUCUAAAAAGUGUGAGUGUUCUGAUUUCUAGCACCUAUUUAUAUGCUGUUUGUACAGUAUGGUAAUGAAGCUUGGAUCACGCAUGUAACAUCUAAGUCACACUUAAAAGCAUAUAUACAAAAACAUGUAACGUAAAAGGAAGGCACCCCCUAGAGGUAUCCUUAUGUGGACAAUAAAUGAAGAGACAGACAAUCCUAUUAAGGACAAGAGCAGUAACAACUUUGUAGUACUCUUUAUAUAAUACUUUUACACAUGUAUGUGGAAAAAUAUUCCUCAUGACAAGACAACUCCUUAAGCAGUAGUGAUAGUGUAAAAUCCACAUUUAAAUCAAUACUAUAUGUACCGUAGUGAAACUUGGGAUGGCAGUUGCUGACAUAUAAACAGUACUGUGCAAUUAGUAAUGAGACUAGAGUUAAAUGGAAUAAGAUUUUUUUUUCAUCAAAUUUCACAGGAACUUAUAUUGUUCCUAGUUAUUGUGGUUACGCUGGAAAGGUGUUUUGGGUUAUAGGGUGUGUAAAUCAUCUGUCCACCAGCUAUAGUACAAUAAAUAACUAUACUGGCAAAUAGAGAAAUUGUGUGAGGAAUAGAAGGUCUCCAGUGUAUGGGACUCUAUCUUUGAUAAAUAUAGCAGAGAGGUAGGCAUAAUGACUAUAAAAUAUAUGAGCAUGUCUCUCUUCCAAAUAACACUUAAAGGACCACUAUAGGCACCCAGACCACUUCAGCUUAACGAGGUGGUCUGGGUGCCUGGUCCAUCUAGGGUUAACCCCUUUUUUUCUAUAAACAUAGUUUCAGAGAAACUGCUAUGUUUAUAUUAGGGUUAAUCCAGCCUCUAGUGGCUGUCUCAUUGACAGCCGCUAGAGGGCUUCCGCGCUUCUCACUGUGAAAAUCACAUUGAGAAGAUGCCAGCGUCCACAGGAAAGCAUUGUGAAUGCUUUCCUAUGGACUGGCUGAAUGCACGCACGGCUCCUGCCGCGCAUGCGCAUUCAGCCGAAGAGGAGGAGAAGAGGAGGAGAGCUCCCCGCCCGGCGCUGGAGAAAGAGGUAAGUUAAAACCCCUUCAGCUCCAUCCAGCCUGGUGGGAGGGGAACCCUGAGGGUGGGGGCACCCUCAGGGCACUAUAGUGCCAGGAAAAUGAGUAUAUUUUCCUGGCACUAUAGUGGUCCUUUAAGCUGUACUUUAUGUGUUGGGGCAGUCUUUUGGAUAACACUUGUGAACUGUUAUACGUUAAGUAGUGAUCCUUGUAUAUGAUGUCAUAGCAACAUGGAAAGUGGGAUAAUGUUGAAGAAUAGACCUCAUAUAUUUACAGAGAUGGAAAAGAAUUAGGUUGUAACUGUCAAGGAUGUAUUAUAGCAAUGUUGGGGAGGUUUUAUAUUAUGAAUUUAUUAUUCACCACAAUGGGAAAAAAAAACACAAGCCUUAACUGUCAAGGAUGUAUUUUAUUGAUAAAACGAAGCAUUUAACUGGUCAGUAUAUUAAUAUUGACUUAGGAUAGAGGUUUUAAAAGAAAAUACACAGUACACAUUAUAAACUCAUUCAAUCAAUAAUCAAUAGAUACACAGUAAUGGAGCAAUACUUAAACAUUUAAAGGAAGAUAUUCUCCUUGUUCCUUCAUCUUGGAGCAGUUUCGCUGUCUCAGAAUCCCUUGUACCCCCCAGAAAGUGGUUCAUCCAAUCCCUUUUUGAAGAGAGUUCCAACAAACCUGUGUAACCCAAUUAUAAAUGAGACAGCCUAUGGCAAAACUGCAAUCCUCUUUAGUAAAUAAAGACUGUAAAGGCUUGUUCCCAAAAACUAAAGAAGUCAUAUAUGCUCUUCUGAUAUGCAAAUGACCUUCCAUUGUGAAACUAGAUAGCUUACGCUAUAUAGACAUAGACAUAUGCCUAUAUAUUAAAUAGAAAAUAACAAUUUAAAGGCACACUACAUUUCUUAUACUUGUACAAUAAACAUUUAAUAUCUUUUUCUUGUGUUGAGUUAUAGUAUGUCAUAUAUUAGGUGUUUUACACAUUUUCUUGUAGUCAAGGUCGAGAAAAAAGGGUGGGUUUAUGUGAAACAAUGCCUGAAACAUUUAACAGCUUAUCAUUAGCAGCCUCCCGUGUUUAUUUUUAAUAUCUCUGAUGAGAUGAUAACCAGAGAGACAAUGUAUGGUAACUUUGGUAGCAGCUGAAUGAGAUGACAGUUGCAUCUACUAAACCUGUUUGUAUGGCCGGCUUAUGUUUCAAGAACCUCUCUUGCAUUUUCUGGGUUGUGUCCCCACAUAAAUCAACCCACACAGACAUUUUGGCAUGUAGACUUCGUAUUCCGUGAUAUAUAUUCUGUGAUACAUAUUAACACUGUAUCUUUUAUCAUUGUAAGAAUGGCAAAAGUAUUCUCCAUGCAUCAUUGCGUUGCAUGUCAAACAGUUUAGACAUGGAUGGUCUUUUUACUUAAUUAUACAGGUUACUAAAUGAUCAAUGAAUAGAUAAAUAUGUAGCUAACAAACCCGCAUAGAAAAAAAAAUGGUAAAUUGAUCACUCUCUUUCAAAUGAAUAGGAAACAUAUUAGCUCUGAUGCAUGGAAAUAGGACCUAAAUCAUAUCCAACACCUUAUUGUUUCCAUGCUGUUUAAUAACUGGUUGGCGCUCAGAACAAUCAGUCCGUUGGUCCGUUUUGAGUUAUGCAUAUCUUCUUUAUUCUUAUGGUUUAUUUCUUUAUAGGUUAAUUUUGGUGUCUGUGAGUCACAAACUAAGGAAGCAACACGAAUUGAGACGAAACACAUAUUUGUGAAUACAGCUUGUUUUUGUUAUUUUAUUAAAUAUUUUACAUUUGUAUUAUAAUUGUACUAAGGUUUACAGCAUUAUGUUUUCUCUCUUUCUUCUUGAUUUUACUGCUGACGCUAUAUGCUUGAAGACAACCCUUGUACAUGAUUGUACUUUUUUUGUAUUAAUUAAUCCAAUUAUAUUGGAAACAAUGAAUGCUUAACAUAUGUCGAUUUGACUAUAUACAGGAGAUGACAUCUUUUACAUGAGCUUUAUUUGCCGCCUCGCAAAGAAAGGGUCUAUUAAUUGCAUUGUUCAUAAAAUAAAUUCAUGUUUGAGGCUCUAGCACUCAAAUUUCUGCCUGAUAAACUUCCUGCGAGGUCACCCCGCACCGGAUGCAUUUGUGUAAUUAGUGCUGAUGAAUUAUUCUUGGAUUUCCUAUACCCCAGACGGAUAUUGGGUCUAUCUACAAUUGGUUUGACACCACUGUAUCCUCUGACAGGUUGCGGCCUCAUGUGGAGGAAGCGACCAAUCCCUCUGACUGGAACUGCAUAGGCCAGGGGUAGGCAACCUUUUGGCAGCACUGUGCCGAUAUAGGAUUGUGAUGUCCCGUAGCGUGCCGGUCCUAUUUUUUUAAAUUGAGGUGUGUAUGCUGCCGUAUUCUGCUUGUGUUAUUUAUACUGUAAUUGCUUUGUAUUGUUGUAUUUGUGCGUAUAUGAGCUAUUAUAUUGUAUAUGUUUACAAGUAGUUUGUGAUGUUGUGUAUGAUACCUAUGAAUGUGUGCUGUGUAUGGGGGCUGCUUGUGGAAUUGUGUAGUGGGAUAUUUCACAUUGUGUGUUUGGUAGUGUGUGUAUGUGUGGGGGCUGUUUGGGGUAUUGCAUGUGAGAUUGUGUGCAUGUAUGUGGAUUGUUAGCGGGUUAUGUUUGUGCAGAUUGUGUUUUGUGUUUGUGUGUGGGCUGUUUGUGUUAUUUGUAUGAGUGGAGGCUUAUUCUGCAUUUCUGUGUAUAUCUAGCAGUGUGAGUGGCUUCCCUGGGUUCCAGUGGGGACCAGGCUGGCCAGGUACAGGACAGGAGCUGCAACAGCAGCUGCAGGCUGCUCUACUACAGUGUGGAUUCCCAUUCACAAGUGCUGGGAGGAAGUGAUCUGAAAUCACUUACUCUUUGUGCUGCAAUGCAUAAAUUGAGGAUUGUCCUUCACCACCUUUUCGUAUUAACAGAUAUCUGAAGUUUCAAUGGGACUCCUGAUAGGCCAGAGCCUGCUUGGCUCUAGCAGCCUUGAGUGCCGUGCAAAGACACCUCGAGUGCCGUGCAUGGCACUAGUGCCGUAGGUUGCCUACCCCUGGCAUAGGCUUUUCUGCUAUCCUUAGAGCCCCUGAUUAUAGGGAAAGGAGCAUGUAGCUGUGGGAGCUGGAUGGCAGCGGCAAAACAUUGACUCCAAGGAGGUUCCUUACAAUUAUUCUAUACUCCUGCUUGGACUUUGCCUGUUUGCUAAAGGCAUUAGUUGAGUGGACUGCAGUUAUGGGGUGACCUGUCCCAGCUGUGAUUCUCAGUUAUUGCCUCAGAGAUCUAAGCCUUUAUUUCUCCACUGCAUUAUUAUGUUUUUCCUCUACUCCCUUCAUAAUGCUCCUUUGCCUACUUUAUUUGUCUAAGCUGUCACCUUGAGCCAAGUUGUAAUGCUUUUGGUGGUUGUCUUCUCCCUAAUACAUUCUUUCACGGGCAGAGCCAGUACCAGCUCAACAAAACCCUUGCCACUCAGAAUCUCCUCAUAGAGAUUUAUUUAUUCAUAAAAAAAUUUACCAGGAAAGAUAUGCAUUGAACCAUUGCAUUUCUAUGAGGAUAAUUCAGUGUCUCCAUGCAGAGGGUGGAGACACUAAAUGUAAGUACGGUACACGUUGCAGCACUCCCCCAGGAAGUACCUCUAGCAGCCAUUUGAGGAGUGACCACUGGAGGUAUCUCUAGGCUGUAAUGUAAACACUUAAUCUUCUCUGAAAAGACAGUGUUUACUGCAAAAAGCCUGCAAGCACUGAUUAUACUCACCAGAACAACUACAGUAAAGUGUCCCUUUAAUUUGUAGGUAGAACUUGUCGCCAUAUGAAUAUAUUCAAAAAAUAAAUUUAAAAGUCAAACAACCUUUCUUUAAGUCAGGGUAUCCUUUAAUAGAUGUGCUCCACACUGGGCUGGGAUUCAUUCCAAGUCUCCACUGCCACUUCUGCGUAUUUCUGAAAAUGACUCAGCUUGCACUAGCAGUUUUCUGAAGUCCCAGUGCAACUCCUGAUAGGCCGGAUCCUGUUUGGCUCUGGCAGCCUUGAGUGCCGUGCAAAGGCACCUCUAUGGUCAUGCAUGGCACACGUGCCAUAAGUUAUUGAGCGAAUGGUGUAUAACUGAUACAUCACAAGCUACCAGAACCAUAUCCUCUUUCCAUUCAAAAUCUUUUAGGAGUCUCGGUAUACUUCUAUUGUCCUUUAGGUAAGAUCUGCUUUUCACGGGACGUGAGACAAAAUCAUCAUGUUAUUCAUGUUUAUUGUUUACCAUUAGAUGUUCUUCUGUUAACAAUUUGCUACACGUUUUCAUUUUUUCCAAACACCUUUAUAGCAAUGGACAGAAAUACAGUCGAACUUGAGCUGAAGGACACAUGUCAAGAAUCAUCCACACCAUUGGAAGGCUAUGGGAAACUACAGAGAUUCCUUAAGGGAGGAGAAUAUUACAUGUUUAAGCAUUCCACAAUGUUUGAGUGCACGUUUGUGCAGGUAAUGCUUCUAUUUCUAAAGGUUUUUUGUUUUUUUUAAUUUGUGUUUAAAAAAAUAUUCAAAUAAUCUAUAAUUACUAUGGUAAAUAACACAUUUUAAGUCAUGUAUAAUGAAUGCAUCUCCUUGCUUAAUAGUGUAGAUCAGGGGUUAAUUUCUUCCUGUGGAACCCAUUGACAUAGUGUAUCAACACCUUGAAACCCCCACAAACCCCCAAGGUUAAAGAAAAAAAAAUUCAUUUUUUUGUAUGUGCCGGUGUGUCAAGAUGUGUGUAUCUGUGUUUGUAUUUGCCAGUGUGUGUAUCUGUUUGUCAAUGCAUAUCUGUGUGUGUGUGUGUAUCUGACACACAGAUACACACACACACUGGCACAUAGUGGUACACAGAUACACACACUGACACACAGAUACACACACCUUGACACACAGUGUUUAUCUGUGUGUGUCAAAGUGUGUAUCUGUGUUUGUAUGUGCCGGUGUGUGUCUGUGUAUCAAGGUGUGUGUAUCUGUGUUUGGAUGUGCCAGUGUGUGUAUCUGUGUGUCAGUGUGUAUGAAUCUGACACACAGAUACACACACCCCUAUACACCUAUUAACCCUUAAUAGGCUGCAUAUGAGAUGCACUGUAACAUGUUUGUGUAAUACAAAAACAUAUACAAGCAUACUACAUUAGGCCCUGCACUCAAACUCCCAUCACCCCUGAGCUGCAGCAAUGACCAUAGCACACUUCCACCCCAAUACAUGGAAUAAAGUCCCAAAAAGUUAUCUGAGCAGGGUUUCAGCACAGGACCUAAUUUUGUAUGGUGCAAGCUAUUUAACAUCUCCCUGUUCGAGUUAUUGAUCAAGAGUCAGAUUUCCAAGUUCUAUUGUAAACGAACGAGUAUGAUGGCAUUUCGUAUUAAAUAUGCUGUCCCAUACGUUACCUUUUCUUCCCUCUAUUUUUUUUUUUAAUUAUAUGUGUAUCCAUCAUGCAAAAAUGUAUCCGUACAUUAAGUACAGUUAGUUGGCUCAUGGUUUAGACUCCAGUGAUUUUCAAUAAAAGUCAUUAUUGUUUUGAAAAAUAUUACUCUUUUUUUUCAGGUUUUGGAAAAUGGUUGUGGUGUAAGCAUUUCAUGCCCUACACCUGUACUCAUCCUGGGUAUUGCUUCUAUUGAUCCAACUCUCCCAGCUGAAGUUCUUUUCAUAGCAGAACUAUUAGUUAAUGAAGAUCCGAUUUGUGCAAAACUUGAACCUAUGAAGUUGACUAGGUACUAUUUGGUUUAUGUCAAAUGAACGGUACUUAAAGUAUGUAGGUGCUCUCUAUAGUGACUACAAAUACGGCAGCAGCAAACCAGCAGGGAUUCCCAAUACCUGCUAAUAGUCAGAAAAAGUGCAAGAAACAGAAGUGGAAUACCACGCCAAUAAAAUAUAAAAAGUAUAUACAUACAAGAUUGUUCAACACUAUAAUGAUUGGAUGUCAACCUUAUAGAGAAAAGACAUAAAAUAUGGACAAUAAUAGUGCAAUAUGUCAAAUAAAAUAAUAUAUUCUAAUAUGCAAUAUACGGAAAGCUGGUAGAAGGACUAACUCACACUUUCCAGAGCUACUAAGAUCUCUGCUGUAUAGCGCCUGGACGGUAUAAUCCCUGUCUUAGGAUAUGAGAUCAAUGAUGAGGCGUCACUUUUAAGUCUCCACAGUAGUACAUAAAACAGAAAACAGAUAAAAUCCAAUAGUGCAGUAUAUCUGGUGAGUAAUGUAUGGUAGAGAAGGUAAGUAUCUUACUUACAAUUUCCAGAGCAAUGAACUUGCUCUGGUGAUGACAGCUUGAGGUGGUAUAAUCCCCACCUGAGGAUUUAGGAAGGGUCCAAGGUGCACCAGGAACAGAAGAUAUAUGAGGGAGCAGAGUAUAAAUAAAACUAUAAAUUUAUUAUAAAAUAGUACAAAAUAUAUAAUAUAUAACAAUAAUAUAAUCAAUAAUAAGUCUUUGGCUCCAACUUAACGCGUUUCGCCCUAAACAGGGCUUCCUCAGAAGUUUACCGAUCGGCAAAAUUUACCGAUCGGUCAGGUCGAAGAAAACAAAAAAGGUAGAACCGAGCGAUGUUAGAAAAAGAUAUAGCCGAAGAUGAAAAGAAAGGGAUUUUUAAUUUAUCAGGCAAAUCUUUGACAAACAUUCAACUAAAAAUAUUAAAUAAAGGAUUGAAGUAUGUGCCUACGAAAACAUUUAAUCCCUUUUUGGCAUAUAUUGAUGUUAACAAAUUCGUACGCAAUGCCACUCUUAAAAGAUUUUACAUGGGCAAAAGUAAUACUGCCAAUAAGGAAAUUGCAAAUGAUGUAGAAAGUCAUGCUUAUGUAAAAAGUUUAAAAAAAAAUAAAUCUAAGUUUUACCCAGCACACUGUAAAUCGAGUGCAAUAGACAUGUUCGAGAAAAAGGUGUCUAAAAGUAUUAGAGACCUAAAUAUAAGAAAUAAAGGUGAUAUAAAUAAUUUAACAAGAAAAGAGAGAGAAGGUCUAAAAGAAUUACAACAAGAUGAAACUAUUGUUAUUAAACCUGCGGAUAAGGGAGGAGGUCUAGUAAUUUUAUCAGCAGAAAUGUACGAAGAAGAAGCACUUAGGCAACUAAGUGAUAGUUCAACAUAUAUGAAGUUAUUAAAAGACCCUACCCCGGAAGUGAAAAUUCUGUUGAAAGCUUUCCUAGACCAACGGAAGGAAAAAAAUAUUAGAUAUUGAUGAAUACAAUUAUCUUUAUAAGAGAUUUCCAAAGAUACCUGUGAUAUAUUUUCUACCCAAAAUUCAUAAAUGUCUUGAGAAACCCCCUGGGAGACCUAUCGUCUCCGGUAUAGAUUCCGUCUUGUCUAAUGUAUCGGAAUACAUAGACAUAUUACUACAGCCGUAUGUUAAAUUAAGUCAAUCAUAUCUUAAAGAUACAAUAGAUCUUUUGAAUAAAUUAGAGCACAUUGAUUGGAAAGAUGAUUAUAUACUAAUUACUUGUGAUGUCCAAUCAUUAUAUACUAUAAUUCAACAUAAUAAAGGCUGCGGUGCUGUAAGAAGAAUUUUAGAAAGACAUAAUAAGAUGAAACUAGAACAAAUAGAUUUUAUUAUUGAGGGUAUUUUUCUCAUUCUUAAUAACAACUACUUCUGGUUUAAGGACUCUUUUUAUUUACAGAAGAAUGGGACAGCUAUGGGGACCAGGUUCGCACCCAGCAAUGCCAAUCUCUUUAUGACGGAAUGGGAGGAGAGAAUGGUGUGGAGUGGACAUGGCUGGGUGGAGAACCUGGUUGCCUAUUUUCGAUAUAUAGAUGACCUUUUAUUGGUUUGGAAAGGCCCCCUUCUUACGGCUAAUCACUUCAUAGAAUUUUUAAACAAAAAUGAUGAUGGUAUUAUUUUAAAAGCAGAUUUUAGUUAUACUAAUGUUACCUUUUUAGAUUUAGAUAUUUAUAUUAAAGACAAAAGAAUUCAUACAAAAACACAUUUUAAAGAAGUACAUGUGAAUAAUUUUAUUACAAUAGACAGCUGUCAUAAUAAGAGUUGGCUUAGUAGUAUCCCUAAAAGCCAAUUACUUAGAUUAAAAAGAAAUUGUUCAGAAAACACCAUCUUUGAAAUUCAGGCUAAUGAAAUGAAAGGGAAAUUUAUUGAAAAAGGCUAUAAUGGGAGUAUAAUAGAAGAAACUAUAAAAGAAGUAACAAAGAUAGACAGAAAGAAUUUGAUAAACAAGACAGCUCUAAAUAAAAAUAAAGAUAAAAAGGAUUUUGCGUUACCUUUAGUUCUGGACUAUAAUAAUAAGAAUAAACAACUGCAGAAAAUAAUCAGAAACAAUUGGCAUUUACUAAAAGAAGACACAAUUCUAGGGAAAAUUAUCCCCGACCGCCCAAAAAUAGUAUUUAGAGGUGCCCCGAAUUUAAAGAUGCAACUCACAAAAAAUUAUACAAAACAAAAAAACUCGAAAGCUGUAGAUAAUUUUCUAAACAAUAAGAAAGGAUUUUUUAGAUGUAAUUGCUGUGUAGCAUGUAAGAAAACUCAGAAGACCAAUAAACAUACGUCUAAAUUUAAAUCAUAUAAUACUAACAAAGAAUAUGAAAUUAAAGAGACGAUUACAUGUAUGAGCAAAAAUGUAAUUUAUUUGUUGGAAUGUCCAUGUGGACUACAGUAUAUAGGAAGAACCAUUAGACCCCUUAAAAUUAGAAUUGGAGAACAUUGUAGAAACAUUGAGAAAGGAUUUAAAAAUCACUUGGUAUCUUCCCACUUUGAACAGCACAAUAAAGAUCCACGUCUGUUGAAAUUUGUGGGCAUCACGAGAUUAUCCCAACAUUGGAGAGGGGGCGAUAUUAUUAAAAAAUUGGGAAAAAAACAAAUGGAGUGGGUAUAUUUUUUAGAUACCCUGCACCCUAACGGCCUAAAUGCCGAAUUCGAUCUUUUUAAUUUUUUAUAAUUUAUUAUUUUUUUAUAAAUUGUAUAUUAUAUACAUUCUUUUUUUUUUAACUUAUCCAGUUUUCUAUUAGUGAGUUUAAUAUUUUUCAUUACCAUCUUCUUAUUAUGCUGUCUAGAAUUCCCCCUCUCCUAUGUUUAUAAACAUAAUUUUACACAUUGCUGGGUUGUAUGAAUUAAUACCACAAAGGUUCACUUGUCUUUCUUUUAUCUUAUUUAUUUUACUUCACUGUAUAUUAUUUUAUGAAGCUUUGUAUUAAUUAUGUAUGUACCUUUUAUACUUUGUAUUUCCUCUAUAUGUGUAUAUGUUAUAAAAUUAUGUGUAAAUUUAAUACUUUGCGCUGUUUGAAAGAUCGAUUGUUAUGAGUAACUACUUCUUACUACAUUUCCCAGUCACCACCAGCAGUUGCGUUACGUCACUUCCGGGUGACGUCCGCAACUUCCGGCGUCAAUACCAAUGAAGAUACUACAAUACCCAGCAGUCCCGGCGAGUCGCGUUGCGUCAUUUCCGGUCGACGCACGCGACAGCGCCGGAAACCGGAAGAGUGCACACACCGGAACAGAAUGAGUGAAUCGGUGAACCCUAUAUAACAAGGACUGAAUUUGCGGUCGCCCUGUGUAGGGCGAAACGCGUUAAGUUGGAGCCAGAGACUUAUUAUUGAUUAUAUUAUUGUUAUAUAUUAUAUAUUUUGUACUAUUUUAUAAUAAAUUUAUAGUUUUAUUUAUACUCUGCUCCCUCAUAUAUCUUCUGUUCCUGGUGCACCUUGGACCCUUCCUAAAUCCUCAGGUGGGGAUUAUACCACCUCAAGCUGUCAUCACCAGAGCAAGUUCAUUGCUCUGGAAAUUGUAAGUAAGAUACUUACCUUCUCUACCAUACAUUACUCACCAGAUAUACUGCACUAUUGGAUUUUAUCUGUUUUCUGUUUUAUGUACUACUGUGGAGACUUAGAAGCGACGCCUCAUCAUUGAUCUCAUAUCCUAAGACGGGGAUUAUACCGUCCAGGCGCUAUACAGCAGAGCUCUUAGUAGCUCUGGAAAGUGUGAGUUAGUCCUUCUACCAGCUUUCCGUAUAUUGCAUAUUAGAAUAUAUUAUUUUAUUUGACAUAUUGCACUAUUAUUGUCCAUAUUUUAUGUCUUUUCUCUAUAAGGCUGACAUCCAAUCAUUAUAGUGUUGAACAAUCUUGUAUGUAUAUACUUUUUAUAUUUUAUUGGCGCGGUAUUCCACUUCUGUUUCUUGCACUCCAGUAAAUAAGCAUAAGCAUGUCUUGUGAACAAACCCCACUGCGGAGUAUUUAGGUUACAGUAAACUCCAGUAAAUAAGCAUAAGCAUUUACUGUAUUUACUUGCUAGUGUUAAGCAUUUCCUAAAAUGCUGAUCAACAAUAUUAGCAGUAGACAUGUUUGUGAACUACAAUGGGCAUAUCCAUUAAUGCCUAUCCAGCCUUCUGGAACUCAUAGCACAAAUCAAGCAAAGGUGCAGAAUCUAUCACAGAAUUCUCUUAAUCUUUUACAAAAUACUCCACAAUCAUCAAAAGUAGCUUGAUUUAAAAAAAACUUACUGAACAAAACCAAACGCAGGGCAAUAUGUAAAUUUAUUGGUGUUUCCAAAGACAUUGAUUUUAUUUUAAUAAAAAUUGGCUUUUAUAAAUUAACUUUGUUACACCCCCCUGGUUGUCAAUCAGACAUCCAGUUCUGUUACUUCCUGGUUGUUUAACUCAAUAGAGCUCAUCUCAAAAAGUAGCAAUUGCCCAGAGCACCUGCCUUGCAGAAACUUCUCAAUGAGCUGGAAAGUCUGUGACUGGACAGCGACAAAGGAUUUAUGCUUGGGAAGUAGGUGUUUGCUUGCAAAUGAUUCAGACAAAAAAAAUUACAGCUUUUUUUUUAAAUCAUGCUUAAAUUAAUAAAAUGUGUAAUUAAAUGCAUGCAUGUUUUCAUUGGUGGUAUCUAAACUUAAUUUUUUAUUUGGGUAGUGGAGGGUCCCUUUAAUGUUGCCUGGUUAUCAUGAGUAAAAUGUCUGUCCUAGGCAUUGUGGAAGUUUGUGGUGUAAAUGUUCAGACAUUCUUUACUUUAGGUUAUAUCCAUUAACACUGGUUAGCAUUACGGUAAUCGAUGCAGAAAGUGGAAGGCUAAAGAUAACUUUUGUUACCGGGUCAUCAUAUUACUUGGAGCCGUAUGAUAACGAGAGCAGAGAAGCUGUGCAGUUUAAGACCUUCCUCAUAGACUGGUUGAAGACCAAGAAGAAAAAACAUUUGGUAUGUAUAUUUGAUUAUCGUCUCUCUAAGAUGAACUGUUCUAAAAUCAUCAAUCUGAUAUUAUGCAUUUAUAUCAUCCUAGACAAGUACAAUUUUCAUAAAUCUUUACUUUAAAGGGUUACUCAAAGUAUCAGAACUACAACAGCCAAUGUAGUGGUUAUGCUGCCAGGAGUACUGUGGCUCAGUUCUCCAGUAAUGGUGUAAACUGUUGAGUAAAAGUUUCUCCUCUUACCUUGGUCCCCACCGGCCUCCUGGUCUCCUCUCAACACUGGUGAUGUGCUUCCGGCUUCUGAAGAGCUACCGAAGCCGGAAGCCGAUCCAGUCACCAUUCAUUGGUUGAGAGCAUCAACUGACCAUUCUCAGCCAAUGAAUGCAAUUUUAUUUAUGCAAAUUAUACAAAUUAACAUUAACCAGCCCGGAACUCUUGCGUUGGACUUGCUAACGAUGCCCCAAUGACACUGCCAGAACUGGAGAUAAAAUUCUGGCAGCAGAAUUAUUUUACAUUUUAAAAUUUUAAUUUCAAAUUGUAGGUAAAAAUAAGAUUUUUAACAAAUUUCCAUCUUGGCUAUUGUUGCUUAAAUGUGCAAUUUAGUUAUGUUAUGACAGAUUUUGUUUAUUGAAUAAACACCUCUUUUGUUUGCAGAGUAUUGUUUUAUGGUUAUAGGGUAUUUUGCUCUCAGCAGUCAGCCUAGGUUUCCAGAAUAUUAAAUUUUGGCAGAUUUCCAUCUAUAAAAUUGAGUAAUUCUACAAAAUGUCAGGUUGGUUCUAAUCUCUUAUAAUUUUGCACAAAGCUGUCUUAAAAGCACUGUGUUAGACUUUAACAGUAUGUUUCAAAGGUGCAAGAACAAGGCUUGUUCUGUUUAUGCCAUACAUAAAUCCAUAAAUGGAUUAAAACCAGUCAAGGUUAAAAAUGCUGACUGUAAAAUAUCUUAGAGAGCUUCUCAUUUAAGUAAUUUUUUCUCAGGAUUUUGUGUGAAAACCAUUCUUACAGUUUGAGCCAUUAAUACAGCGCUACAGAAUCUGAUGGCGCUAUAUAAAUAAUAAAAUAAUAAUAAUUAAUUUUGGUUCAUAUGCCUGUUAUGGUUGGGGUGCAUUGAUGCGUAGAAGGUAUCUUCUUAAAAAAAAAUUAACAUUUGCUUUUUUAUAAUUGCAAUUUAGGAGGAAACACCUAUAAUUAGUUUUCAGAAUAAAGUGAAUGAGAACGAACAUGACGAAAACAGGUAA
Messenger RNA from Pelobates cultripes (western spadefoot toad), 42309 nucleotides. Lineage: Eukaryota; Metazoa; Chordata; Amphibia; Anura; Pelobatidae. The record is from the annotation of a GenBank genome assembly.